Messenger RNA from Saccharomyces mikatae IFO 1815, 2712 nucleotides. RefSeq names its product Ppr1p (gene PPR1). Gene Ontology annotation, molecular function: DNA-binding transcription factor activity, RNA polymerase II-specific; sequence-specific DNA binding; zinc ion binding. Gene Ontology annotation, biological process: positive regulation of transcription by RNA polymerase II; DNA-templated transcription. The transcript has a single exon. Lineage: Eukaryota; Fungi; Ascomycota; Saccharomycetes; Saccharomycetales; Saccharomycetaceae. The coding region runs from base 1 to 2712 and encodes 903 amino acids. The record is from RefSeq and is a predicted model, not a curated record.
AUGAAGCAAAAGAAACUCAACUCAAAUAAAAGUAAUAGAAGCCAUUUACGAAAAGGCGACUCUCCUAAUAUAGCAAUUUCUAAAUCUAGAACUGCAUGUAAACGAUGUCGGUUAAAGAAGAUCAAAUGUGAUCAGGAAUUUCCGAGCUGUAAAAGGUGCGCAAAACUACAAGUACCGUGUGUUUCCUUGGACCCAGCCACCGGGAAGGAUGUUCCAAGAUCUUAUGUCUUUUUUCUAGAAGAUAGAUUGGCUGUCAUGAUGCGUAUGUUGAAAGAGUGUGGUGUAGAUCCCAUGCAAGUACGGGGGAAUAUCCCUGCUACAAGUGAUGACGAGCCUUUCGAUUUAGAAAAGUACAGUUCAGUUGCAUCUUUGCGGCAGACAGGACUGUUGCCACACAAUGGUUUAUUAGCAGAUUAUUUGGUUCAGAAAGGACAUUCUAUGGAAUCUUCGCUUUCGAUGAGCAAAACUAUAGAAACCCCACAGAAUAUAAGUUUACAGCAUAAAGAAUUUCUGAUAGAUUCAAAGGAAGAGGACGGCAAUGCUUUGUUACCUGAAACAGGCAGUCCAAUUGCUUCAAACGCAAGAGCAGAAGAGCUGCACCAAUGUAAUAAGGAGAUCAGUGCACUGGGCACAGUAAAAGAAAGUAGUUUUAAUUCUUUUUUAGGAGAUUCAUCCGGUAUUUCGUUCGCCAGGUUAGUCUUUACCGCAACUAAUUUUCGACAAUACUCGGGGGACGAUGUACUAGAUGAAGAUAUUAAACAAAGAGAACAAAAGUACAAACAAUAUGUCGAAGCUGAGAAUAACCCUCACUUUGAUCCUUUGGAAUUGCCACCUCGUCAUGUUGCUGAAGUUAUGAUAUCCAGAUUUUUUGUAGAUACUAAUUCGCAGCUACCUUUACUGCAUAGGGAACUGUUCUUAAAAAAAUAUUAUGAACCUAUUUAUGGACCCUGGAAUCCUGAUAUUGCGUUGGCAUCUGACCAAUCAAAUAUAAAUACAGAGUUCGAAAUUCCAAUCAGCAGUAGUUUUACAGCACACACGGAAUCAAAGGACGAGAACACUACCGAGAAUGUUGAUGGACAUCUUUCUGAGAAUGUCCCAUGGUAUGACACUUGGGUGUUUUUGCAAAAAGAUAAUAUGAGUUCAGUAAUUCAACUACCGACAGAAUUCCAUAUACCGUAUUUCUUUUUGAACAUUAUAUUUGCUAUUGGUCACGCUACGCAGGUACUUAAGUCAGACAUAAGUACUGUCGCUACAUAUAAAAGGCGUGCUACCAGAUACAUUACAUCUUUAUUUUCAUCUUCAGACAGAUUGGAGGCAUUGGCAGGCACUUUGCUGAUGGUGAUUUAUUCGAUAAUGAGGCCAAAUGUUCCAGGUGUUUGGUAUACUAUGGGUUCUGUACUAAGGUUGACUGUUGAUCUAGGAUUACACUCAGAGAAAAUUAAUAAGAAUUAUGACGCCUUUACAAGGGAAAUUCGUAGGCGAUUGUUUUGGUGCGUAUACUCCUUAGAUCGGCAAAUUUGUUCUUAUUUUGGUCGACCUUUUGGUAUUCCUGAAGAAAGUAUUACCACCAGAUAUCCUAGUCUUUUGGACGAUUCACUCAUUACGAUAACUAACCAAAAUGUCGAUGAUUACUCGGAUUUGCCAAACCCGAAUCCCUCCUCGAAAGUUAUCGCAUUAGCCAUGUAUAAAAUUAGAAGGAUCCAAGCCAGCAUCGUGAGAAUACUUUACGCUCCCGGUGCAGAAUUGCCUAGGAGAUUUAUGGACCUCGAGAGUUGGCGAAUCGAAACCUACAACGAGCUUGAACAUUGGUUCCAAGUGGACGUCCCUAAAAACUUUGAUGUAAUGAAUUGUAAAUUUAAUAGCAUCUGGUUUGACUUGAAUUAUCAUUACUCGAAGAGUAUUCUUUACGGACUUUCUCCGAAGUGCCCUACUUUGAAUGACACUGCUUUCGAAAUUGUCUUGAACAGUACAAAGGGAACCAUAGAUGUAUUUUACAAUCUUUGUGUCAAUAAAAAAAUUGGUUACACGUGGGUAGCUGUUCACAAUAUGUUUAUGACAGGUAUGACGUACCUUUAUGUGAAUUUCUACUCAAAUAACAACAUAAAUGAUUCGCAGGAGAAAGUCUCUGAAUACAGUGAAAAGGUAUUAACAGUAUUGAAAAAUUUGAUAGGUUUUUGUGAAUCUGCAAAGACCUGCUACACUAGUUACAAGAUUUUGUCAUCAGUAGUGAUAAAGCUAAAAUUUAUGCCAUUGAAAGACGACAAUGGAAUUCUCUCCGAUUCUAAUACUCUAACGGCUCAGGCAAAACGUGUGUUAGGUUAUGGUAAAAGAACUGACAUGUUUGAGUGUGAUAAUAACACUUUUAAUCAAAAGACAUUCAAUAAGAGCAAUUUUGAUGAAAAAGUACCUUUCGAUAUACCUUUAGAAGAGUUUUUUACCGAGUUGGAAAAACACAGUAAUAUUGCCCAAUGUGAUACUUUAGAUGUGAACGAAAACAAUCCACUGAUGAAUGAAAGUGAUCCUAUGAAUAUAACUUCUGCAGUGAAUAACCAGUUCAAUAGUAAUAAUCAAGAUAUUAUGGAUAUUCUUUUUCAAGUCACUUCAGGAUCUGUAUGGGAUGAAUUUUUUGUCAGGUCAGGUAACGGGAACGAAGGCGAGUCAUCAUACGAUUUCAGCAAAGGAAAUAAUCCUGGAUCCAGCGGUAUAUUAUAG